CUCUUUCGCCCUCCGCCAUCCCAGCAUGCACUGCGAGGUCUGCAGUAUAUUAUUGACAAAGAAAAAAGCCUGGAGAGAAACAACAACAGGGUGGGAUCAGAAGCUCCAACACUGGUGAUAGCACUAAUGUUGGUCGACCCCGAGUGCUGACAACAAGUACCACAUCAUGGCCCUGAGGCAAUGAGAGCGGAGAGUGCCAUUUUCACCUAAAGGGAGUUGCACAGCUUGAUAGUUUGUGGAGAGAGGGGUGGGGGGGCCCAGGAGGCAGACCGCGGACGGGGAAGGGGAAGAGCUCAGCUGGAGCCAAUGCAGCAGCAGCAUCGACAGCCUGAGCUGGUGGAAGGAAGCCUUCCCGUGUUCGUGUUCCCCACUGAGCUCGUGUUCUACGCAGAUGAUCAGACGUCUCACAAGCAGGUGCUCACCCUCUACAACCCUUAUGAGUUCGCCCUCAAGUUCAAAGUGCUGUGCACAGCGCCAAACAAGUACACAGUGGUGGAUGCCACCGGAGCAGUCAAGCCACAGUGUUGUGUUGACAUAGUAAUCAGACACAGAGAUGUGCGGGCAUGCCAUUAUGGGGUGUACGACAAGUUCCGACUGCAGGUGUCGGAGCAGAGUCAGCGGAAAGCGCUGGGUCGUAAAGAGGUGACAGCCACGCUUCGUGCCUCGGCCUCGCUGGAGCCGCCCAGCCCCCGGGCCCAAGAUGAGGAACGCAGAAUCAAAGAGCAGUUUGCAGACAGCGAGUUCUUUGAACAGACUGCAUUUCAAACAGAGAGCCGCCCUGUUGCUGGAGGUCCCAGUCUGCUGACGGUGCUGCUUGGCCUGGUGUGUAUGGCCGCCCUGAUGCUCCCGACACUGGGGGAGCAAGAAUCUACUGUGCCUGUCUACCUCCACUUAAGUGUUAACAAGAAACUUGUAGCUGCUUAUGUUCUUGGUCUUCUUACAAUGGUCAUCCUACGCACAUGAACUGCUGUGAGCUGAGAGGAGACAGGGAAAUGAUCUCAAGAUGAGGAUUAUGUCCUCCCACCGGAGGAACUACUGCGCUCCAACAAGUACAGCUGACAGCAUUUGGAUGGGGCACUUUAUUCAAACCACCUCGCCCCCUCAAAGAUUCAUUUUGUAUUCUUGUUUUCCAAUAAACAUAUUUGUGUCAAUUGAUAAAUUGACACAAUUACAGAACUGAUGCAAACGGUGGAGCGCUCCAGUGCAUAGGUCAAAGGUAGUAGGAGCUGUCCCCAUGCAGGGCCUGUGAAGAAACAUGAAGCCACUCAAAGUGUUGUCUGGCCUCAGAUUCUCUAUGUCUGUAUUUUUAUUGCCAUUAUGUGACAGAAUACGGUGAACCUGAGUGUUAAGGACUUGCAAACGUGUAUAUAAAGCCAUUAAAAUUUUGUUAUGGUAUUCACCUGUAACCAUCGUUAUAUUGAUGUUUUAAAGCAUUUUUAGUGUGGACUCGGAGGACUAAAUGCAGUUACUUGCAUGCGUGGAAACCUUUUCUGAAUGAGUUUUUAAUUUUUUCCAGUUUGAGAUACUUUUACUUGUCACCGAAGGAAAGAUCUUUUCUUUGAGACGGUGGUUUGUUAGCUGUGCUAUAUCAAUGCUUCGUCAAACAUUUAAUAAAGUCUCAAUACAGCUGUCUGCUAUAAUGUUCA
Molecule: messenger RNA, 1646 nt
Organism: Acanthopagrus latus (yellowfin seabream)
Lineage: Eukaryota; Metazoa; Chordata; Actinopteri; Spariformes; Sparidae
Gene: mospd1
Product: motile sperm domain containing 1
Exons: 6
Coding region: 307-963 (218 amino acids)
Cellular component (GO): cytoplasm
Source: RefSeq, a predicted model, not a curated record